UGGUGACGUCGGUUACGGCUGCCAUCUUGAACAGUCUAUGGGGUUGGGCUGGAGGUACUGUGCUUCUCAAUCCGUGAUCAUCUGCCGUUCUGUGCGCGAUCUGAUUGUGUGAAUAUAUUGAAAGUGAACUGUGUAAACUAAAUAACAUGGCUGAGACCGAUAAGCUUAAUAUAGACAGCAUCAUCGCCAGAUUAUUAGAAGUGCGAGGUUCUCGGCCUGGAAAGAAUGUCCAGUUGACGGAAAAUGAAAUUCGUGGUCUCUGCUUAAAAUCCAGAGAAAUCUUUCUCUCACAGCCCAUCCUUUUGGAAUUGGAAGCGCCUCUCAAAAUUUGUGGUGACAUUCACGGACAGUAUUACGAUUUGUUGCGACUAUUUGAAUAUGGAGGCUUCCCACCAGAGUCCAACUACCUAUUCCUCGGAGACUACGUGGAUCGUGGUAAACAGUCCCUCGAGACCAUAUGCUUGCUACUGGCCUACAAAAUCAAGUACCCAGAGAACUUUUUCCUGCUCAGAGGGAACCACGAGUGCGCCUCCAUCAACAGAAUCUACGGCUUCUACGACGAGUGCAAGCGACGGUACAACAUCAAAUUGUGGAAGACGUUCACAGACUGCUUCAACUGUCUACCGGUGGCAGCCAUUGUUGAUGAGAAGAUCUUCUGUUGUCAUGGUGGGUUGAGCCCAGACCUGCAAAGCAUGGAACAGAUCCGUCGCAUAAUGAGGCCCACUGACGUUCCUGACCAGGGUCUACUCUGUGAUCUCUUGUGGUCUGACCCAGACAAGGACACUAUGGGUUGGGGUGAAAAUGAUCGAGGAGUUUCCUUCACAUUCGGAGCAGAAGUUGUCGCCAAAUUCCUUCACAAACAUGACUUCGACCUCAUUUGUCGUGCUCAUCAGGUUGUUGAAGAUGGGUAUGAGUUCUUUGCAAAGCGGCAGUUAGUGACCCUCUUCUCAGCACCAAACUAUUGCGGAGAGUUUGACAAUGCUGGUGCGAUGAUGUCCGUAGAUGAGACACUCAUGUGUUCCUUCCAGAUACUUAAGCCUGCAGACAAAAAGAAGUUCCCCUAUGGAGGUUUGAACACUGGAAGACCCGUAACGCCACCAAGAGGAGCUGCCAAUCAGAAAAACAAAAAGAAAUAGGGUGUAUGGUGUAUCAUAUUACUGUCUUGGGGCUGGCAAUUUUAUAUGUGGUCAGCCCUCGCUCAUCCUGUCAAUUAUAUUCUUUGUUGAGGAGAAUAUUAUUUCCAUUUACAAUUUAGACAGAUUUUUAAUAAGCAAUUCAGCUUUUGUAAGUAUGGGAUGGGGUUACCCUGGAUUAGCGAGGGUGCCAGCCUUUGCCUCCAAGGACAAAAUUAAUAGCAUUACGAAGUUCAGUUGCUAAAGUUCAUGAUAUAAUAUUGUAUUUAUAUUGGUACAAUAGCCCAAGUGUGUCGUGGAUGGAAGUGGCUUAGAGAACUAUUUUUAUUAUUUAUAUAUUUUUUUCCUAGAGGGUCAGCAUCAAACUUAUGAAAAUCUAGAUAGGUUUUAUCAUCUAUACUGGUCAUGUAAUCCUGCUGUUUUACCAUUUCAGAAUUGAGAAAAGCUUAAAAUUUUUACCCUGCAACUGUGAUUAUAUAGAAUUGGUUAAAUUUUGUUUGUAACGUGAAGAGAGUUUGACUUGCAUUAAUAUAUAUUUCCGUGUGUAAAUAGCCAUGGUAUUUAAUCGCAUAUAAGCAUUUACCAUUGUUCUUGUAUAAACUUGUAGGGCCCAAAGAUGACUCGAGUGAAAGCAGCCUCAAUAGUUAGCGGCUGCUCCUUAGGUUCAUGUACAAAUGUCCAGUUGCCGUAGUAGCAGGAGCAUGAGCAUCUGGCUUUUGCUGUCGCUUGUAUCAUCCAAAACAACCCGAGACCACUGCCAGUGGUAUGUCAGAGCCCAACCCCAUGGAUUAUCAUACAUCUGGCAGGUGCAAGUGUCGUGGGAUAUUCAAUUCAGAAGGCACGGGCAUUUCAGGGAAGUUUGUGUCGUGUGCAUCAAUUAUUAGUGGAUGUGACACUGUACAGAAAUUUCAAUGACUAUGAAAGCUUUCCUUUAUAAAUUGGUCUUGCAUUAUUUUAUAUAAAUUAUAGGCACUAACUUCCCAUCUCAUAAAUGCCUGUGACUUCUUGUUGAUGACAGUGCAAAUGACACAAAGGAUGCCAGCUGACCUACCACUGCAUGCAGUCUGCCGGAUCCUUGUUACUCCCAAAUGCUCUGGUGAACCAUGAGAGUUAAGGUGGAGAUUAGGUUUGAUCUAUAUCCAUUCUUCUCUCUCAGGAAUAUAUUAUUUUUUAUCUUGUAUGAUUUGUUGGAACUAGCAUUUGUGAUGAUAGUGGCAGUUUUCAGCUUUGUAUGAAUUGUAAAGUUAUAUUUAUGGACAAAAAAAACCCCAAGAUGUUAUUAAUACCCAAAGCUGAGAAUUGGCAAGUGUUCUGCUAGAACUACGUCAGCUGUUACUUUACUUUACAUUUUCCUAGAUUAAUAUUAUUCAUUUUUGUUUUGUAAUUAUUUCUUCUACAGACUAUCCUCUACUUGUAAAGUUCAUACUUCACUUAGUGUUGUGUUUACCGUUGGCAUUCAUCUCGGUACUUGCGGGUGAUGCUGGGAGCGGCAUCACUCAUUUCUGCACUUACCUACUUUACAGAGGUCAAAUUCCACUUCUCUAAUUAUUUGCAAUGACAAUUAUUAUAGAUUGGUCAACCCUGGUUUUACAACUUGGUCUUUAGCUCUUUACCACAAUUAUUUUCAGAUUGUGAAUCGUGAUUUUUAUUAAAAGAUAGGAGAGCUUGGCCACAUAAUUUGUAAGCUACAAUGAAAAAUCACUAGAUAAUAUAACCAAAUGAUGGUCCACAAACCAUAGGAAAAUAAAAAGUGAAAAACAA
Messenger RNA from Homarus americanus (American lobster), 2894 nucleotides. Its product is annotated as serine/threonine-protein phosphatase alpha-2 isoform. The record is from RefSeq and is a predicted model, not a curated record. The transcript is spliced from 7 exons. The coding region runs from base 147 to 1136 and encodes 329 amino acids. Gene Ontology annotation, cellular component: cytoplasm; nucleus. Gene Ontology annotation, molecular function: protein serine/threonine phosphatase activity. Lineage: Eukaryota; Metazoa; Arthropoda; Malacostraca; Decapoda; Nephropidae.